Molecule: messenger RNA, 1215 nt
Organism: Impatiens glandulifera
Lineage: Eukaryota; Viridiplantae; Streptophyta; Magnoliopsida; Ericales; Balsaminaceae
Exons: 8
Coding region: 1-1131 (376 amino acids)
Source: RefSeq, a predicted model, not a curated record
AUGUCAUCUUCAUCAUCAGUCCGCCGCAAAUGUAAGACGAUCUGUAAUAAACUGAGUUUGCUCCGACCAAUUCAAAUCGUGAAUCGGGCUUUCCGAUCCGACAGAGUUCUCGACGCCCUAGCAAAGGCCUCCGAAGAGAAAACCGCGAAUAUCGUUCUAUAUAAUUACCCUUCUUUUUCCGGCGCAUUCUCAGCUCUCUUUGCGCACCUUUUCCAUCAUCAUCUCCGCCUUCCAUGUCUUAUUUUGCCUUUCUCAUCCGUUGUACCACUCAGGGUUGAAGAUUUAUGCUUUGAUGGGUUACAAAAGUGUUACUUCCUUGAUUUUCUUGGACCUAGAGGAUUUGCGGCAGAGCUUUCACGUCGAACAUCUUGCAAGGUGAUUGGAUUUGAACAUCGAAAAUCUGCACUUUCCACAGCCUCUUCCAAUGAUAACACCAUGUUUCAUGUUGAUAUUGAGAAGAGCAGCUCUACUGCCGUGUAUGAAUUCUUUUUGAAUGAACUUUCUCAAGUACAAUCAGUUGAUGGGGAGGCAAUUAGCCUUAUAAAAGAUGGAGAUCGCUCUCGUAUUGAAGCAAUGCUUAAGUACAUUGAAGAUGUUGAUCUUCGGCGUUGGACCUCCCCUGAUACCAAAUCUUUCAGGAUUGGAAUUGGUGAAUACCGCAAUAUGCUGAAUUGCAUCACUAAUCCCCAUAUGUUUGAUCAGUUACUGGAGAUGAACUGUAUGGAUUUUGUUGCCAAGGGAAAUUCUCACGAUAACAAUCGCCAUGAUGCUGCCAGAAAGUUGUUGAAUAAGGUGUUCAAAAUUCGUCUUGGCAGAGGAACCUAUGGUGAAUGUCUGGCCACUAGAGCUGAUGGGAAUUCUGAAUUGAGUGAUGAAAUGUGCAAAGAACUUAGCAUAAGGAGUGCUGCUGCUGGACUGAGGCCUAUUGGAGCAGUUAUCUAUAUGAAGAGGAAUAAUAAUCUGAAAAUGUGCUUAAGGAGCACAGACAGUUGUGCAGAUACCUCAGAAGUUGCAAAGGCUUAUGGUGGCGGUGGGUCUCGAAGAUCUAGUUCCUUUAUAAUAAGAAUGGAUGAGUACAAUCACUGGACAACGAUUGGUUACCAUCCAAUAUCAAUGGAAGAAUCCUUGUGACAUGAACAAAUUGAAUAUGAGGAAUUAUUUUUUAGCAUAGAAAAUGUUGGCAAAGAAGUGAUCUGAGUGGCUGACUAUAUUAAG